CUUUGACAAUACCUUUUUUAGGUUAUUUGUAAUUUAUUCAAUAACAAAUAGUUUUUUCUAUAAUAAAUAUUCAAUAUAACAUUACUAGUAAGUUCUAUUUUUCUGACGAAUACAAGACAUGUUGUCUGAGCUCUCUACCGUACACGCAGGAUUCCCGAAGUGACGUGAAUCUCGACCAACCACAAUGAAGCAGUAGUAACAGUCAGCCAAUCGUAGUUGCUGUGGUGGUCUGGGUUUACCAUUUCGCAUCUGCUGAUAUUACUGCAAUACAUUCAUCGCCAUGGCCUCCGGAGCCCUGUUCCCCAGCCUGGUGUCCGGCUCCCGUGGAUCCUCCAGCAAGUACCUGGUCGAGUUCCGGGCCGGUAAAAUGACCAUGAAGGGCAGCACAGUGACCCCCGAUAAGAGGAAGGGCCAGGUCUACAUCCAGCAGACUGAUGACUCCCUGAUCCAUUUCUGCUGGAAGGACCGGACAACCGGGAACGUGGAUGAUGACCUCAUCAUCUUCCCUGAUGACUGUGAGUUCAAGCGGGUGAGCCAGUGCACUACAGGAAGGGUGUAUGUGUUGAAGUUCAAAGCUGGAUCCAAGAGACUGUUCUUCUGGAUUCAGGAGCCCAAGUCUGAUAAAGACGAGGAGCACUGUCGCAAGGUGAACGAGUACCUGAACAACCCCCCGAUGCCCGGGGCCCUGGGCAGCGGCGGCAGCGGAGGACACGACCUGUCUGCCCUCGGAGGGGAAGGCGGCCUGCAGAGCCUCCUGGGGAACAUGAGCCACAACCAGCUGAUGCAGCUGAUCGGACCCACCGGACUGGGGGGCCUCGGUGGUCUUGGUGCGCUGGCCGGACCGGGCCUGGCCAGCCUCUUGGGCAGCAGUGCUUCCGCAGCAAGCAACUCCUCCACAAGCCCCUCCUCCCUGGUCACCCCGGCCUCCACCGCAGCCGCCGCCGCCGCCGCUGCCACCCGGCUGGGCUCGGCCCAGGCGCCCAGCACCCCCGUCACCCCGUCGGCCACCUCGGCCGCCUCCCCCACCGACAGCAGCCCCACCACCCCGGUGGGCCCCGCCCUGGCGGCGGCGGGGGCGGCCAGCCCCACGCAGCCCAUCCAGCUCAGCGACCUGCAGAGCAUCCUGGCCACCAUGAACGUACCGGCUGGGGGUCAAGGGGUGGAUCUGGCCAGCGUCCUGACACCCGAGAUCAUGGCUCCCAUCCUGGCCAACGCGGAGGUGCAGCAGAGGCUGACACCCUACCUGCCAUCUGGGGAGUCUCUCCCGCAGAGCAGCGAGGAGCUCAGCCACACCAUCAGCUCACCACAGUUUCAGCAGGCUAUGAGCAUGUUCAGCAGCGCCCUGGCGUCGGGGCAGCUGGGGCCUCUCAUGAACCAGUUUGGCCUGCCUGCCGAGGCUGUUGAUGCUGCCAACAAAGGAGAUGUGGAGGCUUUUGCCAAAGCCAUGGAGACUGAGAUCAAGUCGACCGAAGACGGAGACGCCAAAGACAAGAAGGAUGACGAUGAAGACAUGAGCCUAGACUAGAAGUGUUUUAUUGCUUGAUUUAUUUAUUUAUUUAUUUAUGCUUCUUUUACCACUUCAUCAUUAGGAUUAAAAGACGAUGGUAAAUAUUUAUUUAAAAGUGUGGCUGAACAAAGAACAUAUACUGUGGCAACCCCGAUCGUCGGCGGCUGAGGUUUCCAGAGGAGAUGGAUCAAACAAGGCGUGGGUUAACGUUCGUUUAUUUGGUUAACCACUUAUGCAAGAAAGGAACAAAGGAGUGAACUCAGGUUCUUCCUGGUCGGGGAAUAAAGGACGCCGCGCCGGGUCUGGUCCUGCUGCGGGGGGCGGGGUCUCGAUCCCCUGCGUCUUCGGCGGCUUAGUCCUGGGGGGAAGCGUAUUGGCAUUAGCGGGGGUUCGGGUAAUCUCCACCCACUGCGUCUUUCCCGUUCGGUCGCGUUUCCCUGACUGGUGUCCACGCGGCCGUUAAGUCCCCUCCGCUGCCUUGCUCCGCCGGGUGCUCCGCAUCUCCGUGAUUGCGCGGGUGCGCUCGAUGCUCCCUCCCGCAUCGCUGCGCCGAGCGGCACAUAUCUCCCCCUGACUACCUGCCCGCGGAGAGGGCGCUGGCGGGGCUCGAACUCCUCCGUGGGAUCGGGGUUGCCACACACCCCCCCCCUCAGCUGCAAGUCGGGGUCUGCCCGGCAUAGGCCUAGGCAGGCGUCCCUCCGGGACAGUGCGUCUGCGUUGGCGUGUGCGCGUCCGGGCCGGUGGACCACCUGGAAGUGGUAGUCCUGCAGGGCCAGGAACCAGCGCGUCACCCGGGCGUUGGUGUCCUUGGCCGUGGCCAUCCACUUCAGGGGGGCGUGGUCUGUGACCAGGGUGAAGGUGCGUCCGAGGAGGUAAUAGCGGAGCUUCUCCACGGCCCACUUUAUAGCCAGCGCCUCCUUCUCUACGGUCGAGUAGGCUUUCUCGCUGGUCAGGAGUUUCCGGCUGAUGUAGGUCACCGGGUGCUCCUCGCCCGACCGGACCUGGGAUAAGACCGCUCCCAGGCCCACCUCGGACGCGUCGGUGUGGACGACGAAGGGGAGGUUGAAGUCCGGGGUGAUCAGGAGGGGCUCGGUGCAGAGGGCCCGUCGGAGGGACAAGAACGCCUCGUCGACCUCCUCUGUCCACUCGACCCGGUCAGGCAGAGCCCUCCGCGUCAACUCGUGGAGGGGGCUGGCCAGGGUCGCGAACGCCGGGAUGAAGCGCUGGUAAUAUCCCACCAGUCCCAGGAACGACUUCACCUGCUUCUUCGUCCUCGGCCGGGGCCAGGUCUGGAUGGUCUGCACCUUCUCCUCUUGCGGUUUGACGCUGCCCCUCCCCACCCGGUAGCCCAGGUAGGACGCCUCUUCGAGGCCCAGGUGGCACUUUUUAGGGUUGGCCGUGAGGCCGGCGGCUCGGAGCGCUCCCAGGACGGCACGGAGGUGAUGUAGGUGCCGGUCCCAGGUGCUGCUGUGGAUGACGAUGUCGUCUAUGUAGGCGGCGGCAUAUUCCCUGUGGGCCCGUAGGACCCGGUCCAUCAUGCGCUGGAAGGUCGCGGGCGCCCCGUGCACCCCGAACGGGAGGACCGUGUACUGGUACAGCCCGUCGGGGGUGGCAAAUGCUGUCUUCUCCCGGGCCCGCUGAGUGAGAGGGACCUGCCAGUACCCCUUCGUCAGGUCCAGGGUGGUAAUGAACCGGGCCGGCCCCAGCCGCUCUAUUAGCUCGUCUAUGCGGGGCAUGGGGUAGGCGUCGAAGGCCGACACUUCAUUCAGCUUCCGGAAGUCAUUGCAGAAGCGGUACGACCCGUCCGGUUUGGGGACCAGGACCACCGGGCUGGACCAGGCGCUGUGGGACUCCUCGAUGAUCCCCAUCUGCAGCAUGCUGGUGACUUCCGCUCGGAUGGCGGCCCGCCGGGCCUCCGGAAUGCGGUAGGGCCGGAGUCGGACUCUGACUCCCGGUUCCGUCUUGAUGUCGUGGCUGACGGUCGCGGUCCUUCCGGGCCGCUCCGAGAAGACGUCGAGGUGCUGGAGGACCACUUCCUUCAGGUCCUGGGACUGGCUGGGGCUCAGCUGGUCCCCCACUGGUACCUCGGGCAGGGGUAGUUGGGCGGAUAGGGACAGGAGGGCUGGAUCCCGCAGGGCUGUUGGUGGGUGCCACUGCUUCAGCAGGUUGAUGUGGUAGACCUGGAUGGUCUUGCGCCUCCCUGGUUGCCGCACCCGGUAGUUGACUUCGCCGACGCGGUCGAUGACGUCGUAGGGGCCUUGCCAUUUGGCCAGGAACUUACACUCAGCAGUCGGGACGAGGACCAGCACCUGGUCCCCCGGGUUGAAGGUGCGGAGCUUGGCCCCUCGGUUGUACACCCGGGCUUGGGCUUGCUGGGCCCGACCGAGGUGUUCCCGGACCACGGGCCAGAUCUGCGCCAUCCGGCCGCGCAUCUGCUCCACAUGCUCGACAACGGUGCGGUGGGGUGAUGGUUGGCUCUCCCAGGCGUCCCGGGCGAUGUCGAGCAGCCCUCUUGGUCGCCGGCCGUAGAGGAGCUCGAACGGCGAGAAUCCCGUGGAGGCCUGGGGCACCUCUCGAACGGCGAAUAGGACAUGCGGAAGCAGCUGGUCCCAAUUCUUCCCAUCGGCUUCCAUGACCUUUUUGAGCAUGGACUUCAGGGUUUUGUUAAACCUCUCCACCAACCCAUCGGUUUGGGGAUGGUAGACGGAGGUCCGGAGGUGGCGGAUCUGUAACAGACUGGUGAGGCCUUUCAACACCCGGGACAUAAAACAGGACCCCUGGUCCGUCAGGAUCUCCCGGACGAUUCCCACCCGGCUGAAUAAGACCAUUAGCUCCCUCGCCACGGCCUUGGCGGUGGCGGCCCGUAGAGGAACUGCCUCUGGGUACCGUGUGGCGUAAUCCACCAUGACUAGGACAUAGCGGUGACCUCGACUAGUCUUGGGGAGGGGACCUACGAUGUCUAGCCCCAGCCGGUCGAACGGGACCUCUAUCAGCGGCAUCGGUAUGAGGGGGUUCCGGACCGUGGGCCUCGGGGCGGUGUGUUGGCACUCGGGGCACGCCCGGCAGUAGUCCUCUACGUUCCGUUUUACCCCCGGCCAGAAAAAUCGGUCCAGGAUUCUGUCCCUCGUCUUGUCCACCCCCAGGUGAGCCCCCAAUAGGUGUGUAUGGGCCAUGUAGAGGACCUUGCUGACGUACGGCCUUGGAACGAGCAACUGUUCUACCUCCUUACCCCCUCUCUGUACCACCCGGUAUAGUAACCCCCCCCUUGUGCUGAAGUGUGGGUACCGCCUGUCACUCACCGAGUCCCGCGAGAGGCCCUCGUGGACCUGGACGUGUCCCCAGGCGUGGCGGAGGGCGUCGUCCUCCAGCUGGGCGGUGGCGAACUGUCCUCCCUUGCCGGGUCCUCCCCCGUCGGCCAGGGGGUAGUCGGUGAAGUCUAUGAGGGGCGGAGACUCCUCCUCGUCUGGCGGAGGGGCCUGCUCGGAGCCCGUCAACGUGUCCGGGGUCCCCGGGGGAAGGGACACCGUGGACGAGGCGGGGGCCUGUCGUGCCGCCUCUCUCGGGGCCCUGUCGGGGGACUCGUUCGAGUCGGACCGGGAAGGCGUCGGGUGGGAGGCCAUAUAGGCGGGCCGGCUACGCAGCCGGCGGGGUCGGGUCCGAGGGGGUCGGCGUCGGGGUGCCUGAAGCUCGGCCCCUAGCAGUUGGGCGAAGAUCGGGCAGUCCCGCCCGAUUAAGAGGGGCAUCGGGAGGUUUGGGACCAGCCCGGCCCGAACCGUGAAGGUGCCCUUCGGGGUCCGGACUGUGAUCUGCCUCGUGCUGUAGGACUCGGUCUGCCCGUGGAUACAGCCGACGUCGAUCCUCCCCCCGGGGGCCCCGUCCGCCAGGUCGGGUCGGACCAGCGUAACCACGCUCCCGGAGUCGAGCAGGGCGUGGGUGUCGUGCCUCCCCACGCGGACCGGUAGGCUGGGGGUGUCGGUCCUCUCGUGGGACCAGCAGGUGGUGCGGAGGCAGGCCCCCCCUCUCCUGUCGGACGGACUGGCCGUGGGCAUGGAUACGUCUCCGGCUCCGGGACAAUGGCGAGCCAGGUGGCCCGUUUGGCCGCACGUGUAGCACCUCCACUCCUCUCUCUGGGUCGGAGGGGCGGGCCCUCGGCGGUCCGCGAUGGUCUGGUUCGGGUAGGCGGGUGCGCGGGUGGGCGGUGCCUGGGUGCGCUGGCUCUCCGGCGUCCGUCCGCGCCGCUCGGUCCGCGUCUCCCCCGCCCCCCCCGGGGCCGGGGUCGCCCCGCCGCACAGCCGCUGGGUGACCUGGUGGUUCUCCAGUAACUCCACGAGGUCGUUCACCGUCCUGGGUUGGUUUCCGGAGGCCCAGCGUUUGGCCCCGGUGGGCAGGGCUCGGAUGCAGCGGUCGAUCACCAGCCGGUCCAGGUGCGGGGGACCCUCCCCCUCGACGAGCCACCGCUCCGCCAAGCGGACGAGUUGUGAUACCUGGCUCCUCACCGAGCCCAGGGGGUCGUACACCCAGUCGUGGAACCGCUGCGCCUGGGCUGGGAGGCUGUGGCCGUAGUGGGCGAGGAUGGCCCGCUUGAGCGUGGGGUAGUGCGCCGCCUGGGCCGUGCUGAGGUCGCGGUAGGCGCGUUGAGCGUCCCCGGACAGGAAAGGCGCCAGUAUGUAGCCCCACUGGUCCGCUGGCCACCUCUCACGGGCCGCGGUCCGCUCAAAAAUCUCAAGGUAGGCCUCAACGUCAUCGUCCGGUCCCAGUUUGGUGAGCCGCUUCGUGGGGGCGGCGUGAGACGGCUCCCGUGCGAGCUGCUCAGCCAUCCGGGCCAUGCAUCGCCGCAGCACCUCGAUCUCCUCCUCCCGCGUUGCGGCCGGGACUCCGGGCUGACUCAUGGUCCUCUAGGGUCUGCCGUAGGAUCGCGUUGCCCGCAUUCUCCACCACUGUGGCAACCCCGAUCGUCGGCGGCUGAGGUUUCCAGAGGAGAUGGAUCAAACAAGGCGUGGGUUAACGUUCGUUUAUUUGGUUAACCACUUAUGCAAGAAAGGAACAAAGGAGUGAACUCAGGUUCUUCCUGGUCGGGGAAUAAAGGACGCCGCGCCGGGUCUGGUCCUGCUGCGGGGGGCGGGGUCUCGAUCCCCUGCGUCUUCGGCGGCUUAGUCCUGGGGGGAAGCGUAUUGGCAUUAGCGGGGGUUCGGGUAAUCUCCACCCACUGCGUCUUUCCCGUUCGGUCGCGUUCCCCUGACUGGUGUCCACGCGGCCGUUAAGUCCCCUCCGCUGCCUUGCUCCGCCGGGUGCUCCGCAUCUCCGUGAUUGCGCGGGUGCGCUCGAUGCUCCCUCCCGCAUCGCUGCGCCGAGCGGCACAUAUCUCCCCCUGACUACCUGCCCGCGGAGAGGGCGCUGGCGGGGCUCGAACUCCUCCGUGGGAUCGGGGUUGCCACAAUACUUAUGAAUACAAAUUGUGGCAGUGGCCAAAGCAGUGUGUAGUCAGAGUGGUUUCAGACAGAGCCUCAUGUAGUGUGACUCAUUGCAAGAUGAAACAUCACUGCUGGGAGUCACAGUCUACAGUAAGACACGUCAACAGCAAAAUGGACAUUAGCAUGCUGGUCUAUUUAAAAUAAAAAUAAAGAUUUGGUUGCUCUUCUAGCCAUAAGAGUAGCUUUGCGCACAGUAUCGGUACCCUUUAAGAACAAACAAAUCCUGUGAUAAACAUACAACUGUUGACUGAAUUAAAAGACAAUUCAUUCUUGUGGUGUUCACAAUUCUGAAAAUAUAUAAUUCUUAAAUAGUUUGUUGGAAAAAAAAUAUCAACAUUUGAUAAUGAAACAUUCAUACACGUUUUGAACAGUAACACACUAUAUCAAGAAAUGUAAAACAGAGCUCUUUGACAAUAAGCAGUAGAGAUCAGAAUGUAAUCCCAUCUACCCGUGCAGGCAACGAUUUGAUAAUUAAACUACUAAAAGUGAAAUAUAAGGGCUGUCCUUUCUGGACGGACUGGUGAUCCCUUAGAAUACCCCAACUUCAGUAGCUGUGUGACUGAGAUGUUGACUGGAUCAUCGUCAGUAGAUGGUGAUGCAUUUCACUGCAAAGGUUUGUUGUAGGCACUUUGUUCAUAUUAAUGUUUUGUGCAGCUAAAUCCUGCCAAAUGAUGCGCAAUAAAUACAUUAAAUACCAUGACAGUAUUGGUACAUUAAAAACACGUCUGUGUGCUUAUACAUUCACUCCCAUAUGAAUAAAGGUUGAGGCUCAGAAUAAAUCACCCACCGUUUUAACCUUGACGUUCACUAGAGUUGAACUACCAUCAAGACUACUUUUGCCUAUCUUACCAUUCUACAGUUGCGUUAAAAGCUUGAUGUCAUGUCCUGAGAACUGAAAAGUGUUCGAAAAGAGAUCACCGCACUGGCAACGCAGUGUAAAAUGUCGAGACCAAUAUGCACACUGAAGCUGGAUUGAAACGGUUGUAUGAUAAGAGUGAACGUUAAUCAACAGUGUGGUAGACCAAACAGUGUCAGCCCUGACUGCAUUCUGCUGGAGCACAUAUAUAUAAAAAAAAAAAAAAAACACAAAAUAAAUAUACUCUACUCCCAAUAAAAAAGGCCACCAUUUGCACUGGAACAUGCUGACCCACUGGUAAGACGACAACACCAUCUCUAAAUCACCCUAAGACGUUACUUUCUGACCACAGUUCAUUGUACGACACACCUGUUUCACAGUGUAUGUAUAGAAACACAGAGUAGAGCUGGACCAGACGGGGCCAGUAGGAGCCACUACACGGCCUUGUAGAGAGACGCUUAAAGUGCAAAUGAUCCUUAGUUACCAGGUACAUGAAGACCGACCAGUUCCACACCACAACAAAUACAGAA
Messenger RNA from Gadus chalcogrammus (walleye pollock), 8364 nucleotides. RefSeq names its product proteasomal ubiquitin receptor ADRM1-like. NCBI's taxonomy places the organism in Eukaryota, Metazoa, Chordata, Actinopteri, Gadiformes, Gadidae. The coding region runs from base 281 to 1525 and encodes 414 amino acids. Gene Ontology annotation, cellular component: nucleus; cytoplasm; proteasome regulatory particle, lid subcomplex. Gene Ontology annotation, biological process: ubiquitin-dependent protein catabolic process. The record is from RefSeq and is a predicted model, not a curated record. The transcript is spliced from 10 exons. Gene Ontology annotation, molecular function: proteasome binding; endopeptidase activator activity; ubiquitin binding.